This is a messenger RNA of Dermacentor silvarum, 2311 nucleotides long. It is a transcript of the gene Alg12, whose product is annotated as probable Dol-P-Man:Man(7)GlcNAc(2)-PP-Dol alpha-1,6-mannosyltransferase. The coding region runs from base 430 to 1941 and encodes 503 amino acids. Gene Ontology annotation, cellular component: endoplasmic reticulum membrane. Gene Ontology annotation, biological process: protein N-linked glycosylation. The record is from RefSeq and is a predicted model, not a curated record. Lineage: Eukaryota; Metazoa; Arthropoda; Arachnida; Ixodida; Ixodidae. Gene Ontology annotation, molecular function: alpha-1,6-mannosyltransferase activity. The transcript has 10 exons.
CACCAUUCAGCCCGGUCGGUUAUUUGGUUUCGGUGCAUUGCUGGUUGACCGCUUCUGCAGCUGUGUCAGCGGCGUUGCGGUAACCAAAAUACUGACCGCCGUUCCUUGUCCCAUCCGUAUUCUGUUACAGAACCUGACCGAUGUGCUGUUGUGCAGCGUGUUCCUUGCUCCCAGCCUGUUAUUGUCGAAGUUUGAGCUAAACUGAGCAUCCACGGCUACAGAUGCACAGGCCAGCAAUUUCUUUCGACGUGUGAUCUUUUGAAACGAAGCUUACAGCUUACAUUUCCAAGCACAAGGUCUGAUAUCAAUGUGAAAACCUCAUUUGGAGCAUGCUUCCGUUAUGAUUCGGUAAUCGACGUCGGACCACCACUGCUGCCAGAGCUCGCAAGUUGAAUUGAUCUGCGUUUGUGCCAUUCUUCCGACGUCACCAUGGUGGCAAAAAACCAAGAUUCAGUGGAGUGGUUGCUGCUCCUAGCCUGCGCCGUGCAUCUCGUCGUUUGCCCGUUCACGAAAGUUGAGGAGAGCUUUAACCUGCAAGCUAUACACGACAUUAUUUACCAUAGAACGAACAUUUCGAAUUACGAUCACCUGGAAUUUCCUGGUGUUGUGCCAAGGUCGUUUGUGGGCCCCCUUAUGGUUGCUGUCUUUGCCGGACCAUGGGUUGCUGUGAGCACACUAAUGGGCUUGGAAAAGAUAGUUGCACAGUUCGUAGUGAGGGCUGUCCUUGGAACGAUGGUGGCAUGUGCGUACCGCGAGUUCAGCAGGGCCCUCCAAAAGGAAUUUGGGUUUGCCAUGACCAAUUGGCUUACAUUGCUGACAGUAUCACAGUUCCACUUUGUGUUCUAUAUGUCACGACCACUUCCCAACACCUUUGCUCUGAUUUUCGUGUUUCUUGCAUAUAGCUACUGGCUGGAACAGCGCCAUUUCCCACUCAUUGUCACAAGUGGAGUGGCUGUUCUUGUUUUUCGUGCUGAGCUGGCAUCCCUCCUGGGCAUCAUCAUUCUGAUGGAGAUCUUUUCUGGCCGCCUGAGAAUCCUGAAUGUUUUCAAGUGGGGAAUACCCAUAGCACUAGCCUUGCUUGGAACCACCAUUGCUAUUGACUCCUUCUUCUGGCAGCGAUGGCUGUGGCCAGAAGGUGAAGUGCUCUGGUUCAAUGUGGUGUUGAAUAAGAGCUCAGAAUGGGGUACCUCACCCUGGUCGUGGUACCUGUAUUCGGCCAUUCCCCGAGCGCUGGGCAGCUCCCUGCUCCUGAUCCCCAUUGGGGUGUGGGUAGACCGGCGGGUGAAGAUGCUGCUGCUGCCUGCAGUGGGAUAUGUGCUGCUCUACUCCUUCCUCCCCCACAAGGAGCUGCGUUUCAUCAUCUACACUCUCCCCCUCCUCAACGUGGCUGCUGCAAGGGCCUGCUUGUACUUCUGGAACAACAGACUCAAGUCCUCAUGGCAUGUUGUCUGCACACUGGGCAUCUGCUUCCAUCUUGUCGCCAACCUUUUUGCUACUGGCCUCCUGCUUUACAUCUCCAGCCACAACUACCCUGGCGGCUAUGCACUUAAAAAGCUCCACGAAAUUGAGGCAGGCUUGCCAGUUGCCAAUAUCCACAUCGAUGUGUUUGCUGCUCAGACCGGGGUUUCCAGAUUUGGAGAGUUGAAUCCUCAUUGGAGAUACAACAAGACGGAAAACCUUGUUCCUGGUGGCUUGGAGAUGCAGAGCUUCACCCACCUCAUCCUGGAGGGCAAGUCCAUGCACAGUAGCUCAGUGGUGCCUUACCGAGACACCCACGAGCUCCUGGCCACAGUGGAAGGUUACAGCCAUGUGCGUCUCAACUAUGCCGCCUUGCCUCUUGUGCAUGUGCGGACUCGACCCCGAGUGCUCAUCCUCAGGCGCAAGGUGCCACCCACACAGGUCAUCCUCGAUCUCCAGCGCAAGCGAUCAGCGCAAGUGUGACCAUCAUAGGUCUUGCCUGUUGCCUCAUUGUGUUUGGUUUGACCUCUCUUCUGAUAGUUGUGUCUACGUUUGCGCUGGCCCUUUUGGUUUGCUCAGUGCAAGGCUUACAGAUUUAAGAAUGUGGAAGAUGGUGUCAAGAGCAGGGUGAAUGGAACUGGCAAUGGACAUGCAUUGAGCUUCUUAAUUUAGGUGCAUUAUUUUCACUAAUGCAUUUUGUGCUAUAGCUAAGGUUUUCUUUUUUUUGUGUGUGUGUGUGUGUCUGUCUAAGACACAAGGUAAAAUUCUUAUUGUAUGAAAUUACUAUCCCUCGAAGCUUUACAUUGCAGUGUUUUAGAUGGAAUGCAUCGAGUACAUUUGUUUAAAAUAUUUA